This is a messenger RNA of Solea senegalensis (Senegalese sole), 1980 nucleotides long. RefSeq names its product phosphogluconate dehydrogenase (gene pgd). Gene Ontology annotation, molecular function: NADP binding; phosphogluconate dehydrogenase (decarboxylating) activity. Lineage: Eukaryota; Metazoa; Chordata; Actinopteri; Pleuronectiformes; Soleidae. The record is from RefSeq and is a predicted model, not a curated record. Gene Ontology annotation, cellular component: cytosol. The transcript is spliced from 13 exons. Gene Ontology annotation, biological process: pentose-phosphate shunt, oxidative branch; pentose-phosphate shunt. Bases 100 to 1551 code for a protein of 483 amino acids.
GCAGCUAAAGAGAAAUAGUGAACAUUCACCAUCAUAGUGAGGCUCACUGUCAUCUGGACACUUGAACUGACUUCGCAGCGACUUCACCCACAGGAAAGAAUGGCUCAAGCAGACAUCGCACUGAUUGGUUUGGCUGUCAUGGGCCAGAACCUCAUCAUGAAUAUGAAUGAUCAUGGCUUUGUGGUCUGCGCCUACAACCGAACUGUGUCCAAGGUGCAUGACUUCCUGCAGAACGAGGCCAAAGGCUCCAAGGUGAUUGGAGCCGAGUCCCUGGAGGACAUGGUGUCUAAGUUGAAGAAGCCCAGGAGGGUCAUCCUGCUGGUUAAGGCUGGACAGGCUGUGGAUGACUUCAUCGACAAGCUGGUUCCUCUUCUUGAAGCUGGGGACAUCAUCAUUGACGGUGGCAACUCUGAAUACAGUGACACAACGCGGAGGUGUGGGAGUCUGAAGGAGAAGGGCUUGCUGUUUGUUGGCAGUGGAGUCAGUGGUGGAGAGGAAGGGGCACGUAAAGGACCUUCGCUCAUGCCAGGUGGACAUAAGGAGGCCUGGCCACACAUAAAAGACAUCUUUCAGAGCAUUGCAGCCAAGGUUGGAACAGGAGAACCUUGUUGUGACUGGGUUGGAGAUGAUGGCGCAGGUCAUUUUGUGAAAAUGGUCCAUAAUGGCAUUGAGUAUGGUGACAUGCAGCUGAUCUGUGAGGCCUAUCACCUGAUGAAGGAUGUUUUGGGUAUGGACCAUGAUGAGAUGUCACAGGCUUUUGACAGCUGGAACAAAACAGAGUUGGACUCCUUUCUGAUCGAGAUCACAGCCAACAUCCUUAAAUAUAAGGAUGCUGAUGGAACACAUCUGCUGCCCAAGAUCCGAGACAGUGCAGGGCAGAAAGGCACAGGGAAGUGGACGGCCAUUUCAGCCCUGGAUUAUGGCACACCUGUUACUCUGAUCGGGGAGGCUGUCUUUGCCAGAUGCCUCUCCUCUCUGAAGGAUGAGAGAGUGGAAGCCAGCUGCAAACUUACAGGACCAACGGGGGUGAAAUUCAGCGGCGACAAGGCCGCCUUCCUAGAAGACAUCAGAAAGGCCCUCUAUGCGUCCAAGAUCAUUUCCUACGCACAGGGCUUCAUGCUGCUGCGGCAGGUAGCCAAAGAGUUUGGCUGGACCCUCAACUAUGGCGGGAUCGCUCUGAUGUGGAGAGGAGGCUGCAUCAUCAGAAGUGUCUUCCUGGGUGAAAUCAAAGAGGCAUUUGACAGAAAUGCCGAGCUGCAGAAUUUGCUGCUGGACAGCUUCUUCAAUAAAGCCGUGUUGGCCUGUCAGGAGUCAUGGCGCAAAACGGUGAGCACUGGAGUGCAGCACGGUAUCCCCAUGCCAUGUUUCACCACAGCGCUGUCCUUCUACGAUGGUUACAGACACGAGAAGCUGCCAGCCAACCUGAUCCAGGCCCAGAGAGAUUACUUUGGAGCUCACACGUAUGAGCUGUUGUCAAACCCUGGCACUCACAUCCACACUAACUGGACGGGCUCUGGCGGAAAAGUUUCCUCUUCGUCGUACAACGCUUAAGCCCCGCCCUCUCGGCAGUGAAACAAACGCAAAGAAGACCAUAGACCGAGUAAGAAGUUAGCUGGGCAAGAUGUCACACAUUCAACUUUUUAUAUGCUACCGUUACACAUGAAUAUUUAACUUAAACACAUGCCCGACAUUCACCAUCAACCUUCUUUUUAGUCUUUAAAAGGUGUGUUGCACUUUAAUUUAUCAAGAAGUGGAAAUCAUGGAUUGAUGUGUUCCAAACUCUCACUGUGUAUACUUAGCAACUGUUAUUAUUAAGACAGGGGGAGUGAAAAAAAGUGUUUGGUCUGUCUUAAAACUGUGGACAUUAUGCUGAUUAUCAGGCUAACGUUGGGUCCAAGGUUCACAGUGUUAACCCUGGAUUAAGGUGAAGCGUUGCACGGUACUGUAUUAGGCUAAAUAAAGAUUUGAAUCCCUUUAUAA